This is a messenger RNA of Engraulis encrasicolus (European anchovy), 834 nucleotides long. Its product is annotated as adhesion G protein-coupled receptor E3-like. Gene Ontology annotation, biological process: adenylate cyclase-activating G protein-coupled receptor signaling pathway. Gene Ontology annotation, cellular component: plasma membrane. The record is from RefSeq and is a predicted model, not a curated record. Bases 1 to 834 code for a protein of 277 amino acids. NCBI's taxonomy places the organism in Eukaryota, Metazoa, Chordata, Actinopteri, Clupeiformes, Engraulidae. Gene Ontology annotation, molecular function: G protein-coupled receptor activity. The transcript has 5 exons.
AUGUGCUUCUCUGUGUCACCACCAGAGGGUGAUGUACUGAGCAUUGGCCCCAACGCAUCGCUGUCUGCCUUCCCUCAGCUCAAACUGCCGUCAGCUGACGUUUACUUGGAUAUAGACCUGGAGGGAGUCGCCCUGAACAACAACGGCUCAGCAUCGGUGGCCCUGGUUUCCUACAGUGACAUGUUGGACCUGCUGUCUGCGGAUCUCUUCCGGCCCAACGUUACCACGGUGAAGAAGUCGCUCCUGUCCAGGGUGGUCUCGGCUACGUUGGAGGACGUGACCGACGCCAACCUCUCCUCCUCUGUCAACUUUACGCUCAGGCACAUAGUGUCGCGUAGCCAGGGCAACCUGUCCUGUGUGUACUGGGAGGAGGGUGAGGGAGAGUGGAGUGACGAGGACUGCAGCGUGACCGAGUCCAACUCUACACACACCAUCUGCUCUUGUACUCAUCUCUCCACCUUCUCUCUCAUCCUGCAUGCCGAGGAGUUCGCUCCGGACCUGGUGCUGCUUCUGCUGAACGUGGUGGCUGGCUCUCUUGGCCUGCUCUGCCUCCUGGCGGCGGUGGUGACCUUUGCCCUCUGCCGUAAGAACCCGGCCGCCUCCGACCCGGCCCGCCUGCACAUGGCACUCUGCCUGCUGCUGGCCCAGCUCCUCUUCCUGAACAUACAGCAUCAGCGCCGAGCAGGAGGUGACGUGCGGGGUGCUGUAGUGGGGAUGAUGAUGAUGGUGGUAGCUGUGAUGAUGAUGAAGAUGCUGAAGAUGGUAGCGAUGAUGGGAGGGGUGAUAAUGACGAUGGUGAUGGUAGUGACAGAUGUCCACUGUCUCCUCAGGUGA